Candidula unifasciata is the source of this 1344-nucleotide messenger RNA. Lineage: Eukaryota; Metazoa; Mollusca; Gastropoda; Stylommatophora; Geomitridae. The record is from the annotation of a GenBank genome assembly.
AUGUUACUUGGUGAAAACUAUGGCACAGAGUUACUGAAUGUUGGCAGCUGUGGGUUACACAAAGUUCAUGAUGCUUGUAAAACAGCCAUGGUUGCAGCAGGCUGGGGAUUGGAGAAAGUGCUUAAAUCCAUGUAUAGAUUACUUGAAGACACUCCAGCCAGGCGUGAGGAUUAUUUCAAAACGUCUCAGUGUACACAAGCACCUUUGAAGUUUUGUGCCCAUAGAUGGCUUGAAAAUUCUAAAGUAGCACAGGGAGCUUUUGACAUAUUGCCGCAUUUUAAGAAGUUCUGUGACUCUGCAGCAAAAAAGGAAAUAACACAGCCACAAACAGAAUCUUUUGAAACUGUUAGAACAGCAGUCAACAACGACAUGUUUUUAUCUUCUAAGUUGGCAUUUUUUGUUUCUUUUAGUAAGCAGCUUGAGCCUUUCCUUCGGAAGUAUCAGACUGAUAAUCCAAUGGUUCCUUUCCUGUUUACAGAUUUACAUAAUCUUACCUUUGCUGUUUUAAGGCGAUUUGUAAAGAAGGAAAUUAUUGCUAAUCUUUCCAGUACAAGUGAUAUUUUGAAUUUUAGUGUGAAUGACCCCCAGAAUCAUGUCACUGGUCAUGCAGUAGAUAUUGGUUUUGUGGCAGAUUCAGUAAUUAAGGAUUUGAAGAGAGAGAGAAAAGUAACUGAUCUUCAAAUUCUGAAUUUCAAGAAUGAUUGUAAAUUAAUAAUGGUAGCAUUUAUGGAGAAAUUUUUGGCCAAAUCUCCACUGCAGUAUUUAUUAGUGAAAGAUUUGGCCUGUCUUGAUCCAAGCAUAAUUAUUCAAGACAAAGCCAAUGCAGCAAAGAAGCUGAAAAGAAUUUUACAAACCUUGGUGAAAUCAAGGAAAUUUAAUGCAACUGAAUGUGACGCUGUUAUUUUUGAAUUUGUUACAUUUAUUGAGCAGUCGGCAGUCAAUGGAUCACUGUCUGCUUUUUCAAGGGAAACAGACAGACUUGAUUCAUUUUACCAUGACCUGUUAUCAGGCAGAAAUGAGUUUCAAAAUGUUUGGAGUGUUGUUCAAAUGUUAUUAAUGUUGUCCCAUGGACAAGCAACUGUUGAAAGGGGUUUUUCGGUAAAUAAAGAAAUGGAAGAAUAUAACAUGGCUGAAAGAACUCUAAUAUCACGAAGAGUAAUAGUUGAUCAUAUAAGAAAUCAGGGUGGGGUAGACAACAUUGAGAUAACACCAAAGAUGUUAACCAGUGCUAGCAGUGCCCACAGUAGAUAUAUGUUGUAUUUAGACAGUCAGAAGGAGAAGACUGAACAACACACAAAAAAAGCAAUAAACAAAAAUUAUUUGAAAGUGAACUGCAGACCCUAA